Aethina tumida (small hive beetle) is the source of this 500-nucleotide messenger RNA. RefSeq names its product ejaculatory bulb-specific protein 3-like. The transcript has 2 exons. The coding region runs from base 16 to 408 and encodes 130 amino acids. The record is from RefSeq and is a predicted model, not a curated record. NCBI's taxonomy places the organism in Eukaryota, Metazoa, Arthropoda, Insecta, Coleoptera, Nitidulidae.
GUGGGUAAGAAAAAAAUGUAUCGCAGUUGUGACAAGUACAUCAUCGACAUGAAGAUCUUCCUGGCAGUAGCUGUUAUCGUUUGCGUUGCAUCCGUGCAAUCGGUGCUGGAACCCAACACGAACAUCGACGAUCUGCUGGCUGACAAAUCGAAAGCGGAUCAGUUGGUCGCAUGUGCGUUGGAAAAAGGUCCCUGCACCGACUACGAAAACAAAUGGAAAAGCCAAGUACGCAGAAUCAUCGACACUCACUGCGGCCACUGCUCCGAAAAUGAAAAGAACAACGUAGUCAAAUUCCUGAAAUACUUGAUUGAAAGACGUCCAUCUGACUGGACCGAAUUCGUCAGAAUCCACAACGUCAGCCCAUCCGAGAAGGAACAUUUGGAAGACAUAGCCAAAAGGGGAGUUUAAUAUUCUUCCUUAAUUAAUAAUUGUAACAACAAGUAGCGACCACAGAAUGUCAAUUAAUUUUACGAAAGGCAAUAAACUUAGUUUAAUAAUCA